Messenger RNA from Coregonus sp. 'balchen', 23821 nucleotides. The record is from the annotation of a GenBank genome assembly. Lineage: Eukaryota; Metazoa; Chordata; Actinopteri; Salmoniformes; Salmonidae.
AUGCAUACUGUUUACCAUUCAUCACCCACCCUCUCUCCAUCUCUCGCUCUCUCUCUACACACACCACUGCUUUCCAUUCAACUACCCUGCCUCACACAGACUUGCAUGCAAGCAUACACACACAUACACAUGCAUGUCAGUAAAAACACACACACACACACACACCCCACCCCCUGCUGGUCUCCUUUCCGGCGGCAGGUAGCCUGGUGGGUAGGAGCGUUGGGCCAGUAACCGAAAGGUUGCUGGAUCGAAUCCCUGAGUUGACAAGGUACAUAAAAAUAUGCCAUUCUGCCCCUGAGCAAGGCAGUUAACCCACUGUUCCCCAGGCGCCGAAGACGUGGACGUCGAUUAAGGCAGCACUCCGCACCUCUCUGAUUCAGAGUAGUUGGGUUAAAUGCGGAAGACACAUUUCAGUUGAACGCAUUCAGUUGUACAACUGACUAGGUAUCCCCCUUUCCCUGUCCAGUCCUGACAUUGCUAAUGAUUCUCACUGGGGCACAGGAUGGUGGGUGACAGAGGCAGACCAGGGCGGGGGGUGAAUGUGGGGUGAAUAGGGCGAGGCGCGGGGCGAUGGUGGUGGGCCGUGGGCCGUGGUCCUGCUUUCUGCAUGGUGGAAGGUUGGAGGAUGCUCAGACACUGGGAAGAUGGUAAUUUAUUACAUUUAAGACAGUCAUAUCAGCCUGCAUUCAGAUCACUGGCUGGGCGAGAGGGUGGGAGGGGGAAGGUAAACACAAAGGAGGAGAAAUUGGGAGCAGAGGAAAUGGAGGACAGUAGUAGGAAAUAAUGUGCAAUGGGAGAAUUUAGCCCCAGGCAUGAUGCAUGUUUUGCUUAUUUCUGUAUCGUUAGGGUAUUUAUAAUUCAAAUAUAUGCCUUUGAUAAUUCACCAGCAUAGAAUAUCAAAGGUCAGUGUGUAAGAUUUUUUUUACACAUAAAAAAUUAUAAAUUAAGUUUAUUUUUUGGCAAAAAGAAAUGACCACAUGAUUAAGGCUAUAUUUUUCUUCCUCGUUGUGUUUGUAAUGAUGAAGAUAAAAGUGAGUAGUUUUUUUCAUUUUAUUUCAAUUUCUGUAAGUUUAUCUCAAAGUAGCUUGUCAAUUUCAAUCAAAGUUAAGGUAAAAUUAUGCAAUAUUAAUUAAAUAAACAAAAAUAUUUUGCUUGGUAGACUGUAUUUUUUUAAGUUUUUCAAUAAGGUUAUGGAUAAUAUUAAUUACACAUAAUAUGUUGUUAUAGGUCUAUAUAAACCAAAAAAAUAUACAAUUUUAAAACAAAAUAUUGUUCAAUCACAAAGGUCGGGAGGCUCAUUUCCUCGAGCCGCUAAAUGGCAAUGGAAUUCAGUAACUUCGUAACCAUUUCAGAUCCAAUUGGUUUCAUAAGGUGUCAUCUUCAGAAGUUAGGGCAGGUUUAUCAGUGAUGUCACUCCCAUUAUUCUCUAACGUUACAUUGAAAUUGGAGUAGCCUACAGAAGAGUCAAAUCGUCUGUUAAACUAGGCCUUGAGUUGGUAGCCAUAGGACUAACCUACAGAUCUUCAGACAGCUAUAGGCACUCAGGCUUACAUUUUUUAAGUGGAGGGUCUGAUAUCAUAUGUCAGUGAAGUGAGGUAGUGUUCUUGUUGACCCGAACCAAUUAUUUUGGUAGGCUAGGUAGGCUAUACUUACCCGAACUGUAAGCCUGCAGGAGAGCGAAGAGGGAACAGAUUUACCAAGAUCCGAAGUUUUAUUUUUGUAUUCCGCAUAUGAACCGUUUUAAACAAACAUUCGAAGAAAUGUGGUCGUUGCCAAGCUGCUGUUGUUUUUAAACAUCGGAAUCAAACAAAUUCCUCUCUCCAUAAGCUUCAGGGGUGGAACAAGAUGGGUUAGGCCAUACAAUGUCAUUAUGUCGAGUUUGUUUUACUCCAAUGGACUAUAUUUACAUGUAAUUUAUUUAAUUUGAAUAAAAAUAUAGAUCUGUUCUUUAUUGCAAUCUAAUAAUGGAGCGAAUAUUUAUAUUUUGUUAUUUGGGUUUGUAUAUACUGUUUUUCCAUGAUUUUUUUUUAUUCUAAAGUAAAUUCUUGACUAUCACAAAAUGCACAUUUAAUUUACAGUAAUUAUAAACCUAUCUACUAUCUUUACUUUUCCUGUUCUUCAAAAACGUUAAUUAUUUCCUCCCUGCAGUCAAGUAAAAAAAGUAUUAGAAGAUAUGCCUAUUAUUAGCCUUGUAAAAUCAACUAUCUUCCUUUUAUGUGAAUAAUAGUUUAUAAUUAUGUAUAAAUGCAUUUCAUAACUGCCCAUGUUCAUGUCCAAAUCAUUUUAACUUGGACUACACCUUACCUUCAAAUCAGGAUGUUUCAUAAUGUAUUUCAGACAUUUGUCACAACAAAAUCAUAAGGAUAUCUAUCUUUAUCUGUCCAGUAUCUCUCUGUAAACCACAUAAAUUCCUUGAUGCGCAUGUUGUUGGUCCAGAAGGCAAGUCUUGUUCGAAAAAAUCUAGUAGGCAUUUAUUUUGCCUACUUUAAUAGAAAAAAAGGUUCUACAUAACCAAAACAUGUUAUUUCGCUUGCUUCACGUGGAACCCCUAAAGGGUCUAUAUAUAGGACUCCAAUGAACCCUUUUUUCUAAGAGUGUAGGGUGUCCAUGUCAAGGAAGGGAACGCCGAGAGACUGGGAGAAUUCGAGCCAACACGCCUACAGCAUUCCCACAAGCAUUCCCACAUUCUCAGACACAAUACGAUGACCACUGUAUACAGUGUCUGUUAGUGUAAACUAUGUUAACUGCACUGUUAUCCAAACCAGGCGCGCGACCAGCAGGCCUACUUCAAGGCACCCAGAUCUGUCAUAAAAAACAAAAUAUGUGCUCAAAUUAUUUUAAAUAUAGGCUAAAAGUAUGCCAUAUAAAAAAUAUGUCAAGGCUCAUUGGUGAGGCUAUUUGCGCAGAAAUUCAACUCCUGUUUUUGUGCCUAUCCAUAGGCUAUGCUAUGCAUGACAUAGCCUAAUGUAAGCCUAUGAUUUUACCUGGAUCAUAACUACAGAAAGGGGGAAAUAAUUGUUCCUUUUUACCAUACUCCAAACCCUUAGGGUUAUCAUUCUCACCUCUUCUCAAGACUGCACUUUUCCCAUCUCAAGGCUUUUGCGCCAGAACCCUUGCGUUAAAGCAUCAGAUAGUUGGGCAAGUUAGGUCAUUUAAGCAAACAAAUGCAGUUUUCUUGACGGUAACGUUAAAGGGGAAGAGUUAGUGUUGAAUUGCCAUCUACCAAAUUAUUUUCUUGGUGACAGUUAUUUUGCGUCACCCUCUCCCUUAUCCAAUGCAAACAACAUUCGCUGGCGUGUCACAGGCAUUGCUCCAAUCCCCCUUUAUUUAGCAGUAUGGGACUGGUUGCACCCUCCCUCUUUCCGGGUUCUGUCAUCACCUUCUCCCGCUGAUCAGUGGAGCCAGUCUAUCCUAUAAGCGCGCUCACAGCCAACCUGCCAACAUUCGCUGACACCCUCACAUUUCAGAGCGGGAGGAAAUGGCCACGAGGACCGACGCAUCGAUAUAGUGUGUUUAUCCUCGGACGUUCUUUCUUAUUAGAUUUAAUUCAAAAGCGGUGCGUUGGAGGAAUAGACUGCCUUCUGGAACUAGUAAUCUCUGUACACCAUAUUUAGAUUACCUUGACAACCGGUCUCAGUGAUUGACAGCAGGACCGAUACAUGUGCGUUGUCCGAUGCGCUUUUUGGAAACAACUUUUAACCGAAGGUUCUAGUUGGUCUUAUCCGUUAUGGUGAUUUUUCCAUUUAGGCUAUUGCAAUAUUUUUUUUCUUGUUGAAAAAUACACAUCUUCACCUUGUUGCGGGUUUCUUCUUUAUUGCCACUGCGGAUUAUAAUUCUCAACUGGAUGUAAAAGGCAUCAAUUUGAUACACCACCUUCUCUGCGGACUGACACUGUACCUGACCACCCUCUGCGGACUGACACAGUACCUGACCACCUUCUCUGCGGACUGACAUAGUACCUGUUUCUUACCUCUUUAUCUCCAAGACAAGCGCAUGUCGAUGGCUCAAAGGGUAGGGCUUAGUGCACUUGCAAUGUACAAUCUCUUAGUUGACUUUAAACGCCUGCCACAUAUUAAUCGAACUGAACUUUGCAAUUUCCUUUUGGAAUACCCAUAAGUAAUCUGGACAGGCUGAGAACAUCUCAACUCUCCACAUACAAGUAGCCUACAAGUUGAUAUUUCUAAGCAGUCUGCACCCUGUAUUAGAUUAGUUGUUCUGUUUUCCAUCCAUGGGGAAUUUGAUUAAAUUAAUGUUCACUGUCAUUAUCAUGCGUAAAGGCUUGUGUUUUGGGCGAUGUCUGUAUCCUACGAUAUGUCCGUGAUAGAAGCAUACCAACAGUGUCCACGAGUUUCUCACAUUUACCUCUGUCUUUCUCCAUCCAGUACGAUGAGCUGUCCCACUAUGGUGUUGGAAUGGACGGAGUUGGACUCCCGGCGUCCAUGUAUGGAGACCCGCAUGCUCCUCGGCCGCUUCCGCAAGUCCACCACCUGAACCAUGGUCCGCCUGCACAUCCAACCCAGCACUAUGGAGCCCACGCACCCCACAACAUCAUGCCCAGCAUGGGCAGCGUGGUCAACGACGCACUAAAAAGAGACAAAGAUCAAAUCUAUGGGUGCGCAUCAAAAAUAUUCCACCUUUUUGUCUACUAGGUUUUCCUAUUCUUGUUAUACCUAUACUCGUUACAUUUAGAAGUUAUUAGAGUAUUUAUUGAUACUUAGAGAAAUUAGAACCAAAUCCUAACUUGACUAGGCUACGUGCGUAAAUCGAAUGUAUGUCAAUUGCACAUUUUGAGCAAAUAAUGUGUUUUACGCGGAUGCACGCAUCUCAAGAUUGUGGCCCUUAUUCUGAGGGGAGACACUUCACAUUUAUCAGCUAUGCUAGGCUAUAAACAAAUACAAGACACGGAUCAUGAAACCUCAAAUACAAUGCAGUCCACUUAAACAAAAUGUUUAUAUAACAUUCCUGGUCUAAUUGAUGUUGAUGUUUUGUCUGCAUCAUGAUGCAGUCACCCGUUGUUCCCUCUGCUCGCCCUGGUGUUUGAGAAGUGUGAGUUGGCGACCUGCACGCCGAGGGAGCCUGGAGUAGCGGGCGGCGAUGUUUGCUCCUCAGACUCCUUCAAUGAAGACAUCGCUGUCUUUGCAAAACAGGUACUUGUGGUUUAUGAUAUGCCCCGUUUUUAUGACCUAAAAUAUAGAUAACGAUAGGAAUAGGGUUUUUUAUACCCUUUAUCUGUGCUUUUAAACGUUCAACAUAUUUUCCUUAAUUUAUUUAUGUUUGAUAAUUGAUGGACGGAUAGAUGGAUUGAUUGAUUGCUUGCCUGUUUGAUUGAUCUAUUGAUGGACUGACUGAUUGAUUGCUGUAUACAGACAAUAGACUAAUAUGAUGUUUUCUCUAUAGAUACGUGCAGAAAAACCGUUAUUUUCAUCGAAUCAAGAGGUAGACAACUUGGUAAGCCAAUUAAAUUAAAUGUCCACCUUUUACGCAUCAAUUGCGCAGCUGGAUAAAUCGUGUGAUAUGGGCUUGUUUGAGUUCACUUUGUUUGAAUACAACAAGAACAUUCAGAACGUUCCAUAGAAGGUGCAACAGGAAACGCAGACGAGUCGUAGUCAAAGGCCUAUUCUGCUCCUCUGCAGCGGCAAGCCGCGGAGGUCCUUGCCUUGGGCAUCCCCAAAGCAGGGACUGUCUAGGAACCAGUUCUGUGCUAAAGCAUCCAUUUGAAUAAGGAAAUACAUUGUUUUAAGUCAUGUAACAUACUGUAACAUAUGACUACUUUACUGUAUAGGCCUGCAGUGUGCAUUCAUUCAUUUAUGUUGUUAUUACAUAGGCCUAGUUACUAUUCAUUUGAGGGAAAACGUGUCAGCAUGACUAAAUCCUAAAUGUUAUAUUUUCUUUUUUUUCCAGAUGAUCCAAGCUAUUCAAGUAUUACGAUUUCAUCUUUUAGAAUUAGAGAAGGUAAAUUAUGUUUUAUUGUAAAUCUUAGCUUUUUUUUUGUUAUUAUAUAUUUUUGUAAGAACGUUAUACAAUCAUUCAUAACAGCACAGUUUUAACUUCUUGAAAUGUAAUAUUUUACUCUAAGUCACAUAGGCCUAAGCAUUGCCUAGGCUGCUGCACCGAGGUCUUGUAAGGGUGCUGCUAACACACAUUUUCAUUGAAUAGGUGCAUGAGCUCUGCGACAAUUUCUGCCAUCGGUACAUCAGUUGUUUGAAAGGCAAAAUGCCCAUCGACUUGGUCAUAGACGAUCGAGAUGGCUGCAAAUCCGAUUUAGAUGACCUGACGGGAUCUUCCGCAAAUCUAGCAGAUCACGUGAGUGUCUAGGUUUCGAAAUGACAUAUUAGUGCUAAUUUUGGCAAGGGGUGCUGCUAAAAGCAUGGUGUUUAGGAUGUACAAACUAUAAUUUCAAGAUCGUGGGCAAUUUAGCAUAAUUGUGAGUCAGUUUAAUAGAUAAGAAAUUGAAUCAGCAGUUUUUAAAAUAAAGGUCUCACAUUUAAUUUACUGGUAACUAUUAAACAAUUAUUGUAUUAAUAACCUAUCAACAAAAAGUAAUUAAAUGCACAUAAAUGUCAGCUAAAUCAGUCCCUUAAUUCAUGUGUGUUCCCAUUUAAUUUUGUCCAGCCUUGUUAAGGGUGUUGUGUACUGAGGGAAGUUUCGUAGAGCUCUCGUGUCUUCUUAACAAGAGGAGGAAUGAGAGAGGGUACUUCCCCUUCAGCUCUAUUGUAGAAAUAAUCGACAUUAUCUGUUAAUCAGAGAGAGAAUGACAAUUAGAUGACAAUGUGUGCUUAUUAGGAAGCACAUUUUAUAUUAGUUUAUAUUAUUUCCUUAAUUGCAUUUUUUAUGUUUUUAAUUUCAGCUAAUAUAUUAGUAAUAGAUCAAUUAAGAUUUAUGAUGAUUAUGAUGGUGAUGAUGAUGAGAAUCAUGUUAAUGAUGGUGGUGAUGAUGAUGAUGAUGGUGGUGUUGAUGAUGAGGAUGGGGUCUGCAUGAUGAAGAGUACAGCUGGAUGUGUCCUGUUGGGUCUUUCCCCUCUCCCUCCCUUCUUAGAGGGCUCUGAGGACUAGCGUUUGAUAUUACACUUGAACGCUAAACCAAUUGGAUUACUAUUAUCGGUAAAGAGGAGGGUCUUUGUCAAUCCAUGGGCCUAUAGGGUGCCCUCUACACGGGCUCUUUCUCCUCCCCCCUGUCACAUGUCAAUUCAGAUGGCAUGGUUCCUUAAUAACCCUAUGAUACUGGAGCAAUGGCAGGAACUUUGAGUUGGGGAGAUUCCUCAUAUUAGAUUGCUGUCCUGUAUACUAAGUAGGUUUAUCAGAAGUAAGCCUCUUAUGACUACCAGAUGAAAUUCUGUCUUCUGUCCACAUUUCAUUCCAUUGCAUUCACAUUUUUAGGUGGUGUUGCAUUUUCUUCAUUCAGUGGUUGUAGACACAAACACACUUUGUAUGUAUUGUGAACAUUGUUCAAGGUUCACUUAUCUGACAGGACAUUCUGCUGCUGGCCGUCCUGUGAUCCAGUUCACCUUUUGUCCAAUGCAUUAUGUACGGGCUGAACUUCUCUGGGUGUUAGGGCACAUGCAGAACAGUGUAUGUGAACGUCUUUGUAAUAUGAUAAUAAUAUACGCCAUUUAGCAGACACUUUUAUCCAAACAGACUUACAGUCAUGCUUCCUACAUUUUACGUAAACACAUUAAACAUGUGGUUUCCAUGUGUUUGAUGCCACUCCCUUUACUCCAUUUCAGCUAUUAUUAUGAGCAGUCCUCCCCUCACCAGCCUCCUGUGGUGUAAGGACAGAUGCAAUACACACGCAGAACGGUGUAUGUGAAUGCCAACCACUCUUUAUGUUGGGCCUACUUCCUGUUUGAAAAGAACAACAUCUGUUUGUGUAGCUGUGUUGAUUAGUGGUUGUGAAGGCAACUUCAGCCUCCAUUUCCAGUCUUUUACAUCUGCAUUAUUUCGGUAACAACUGUCUGAAUUGUGAGACUAAAAGUAACUAGUGUACGUGUGAGAAGUUAAUGAAAAAUCUUCUGGAGUUUACUAAUUCUAUUUCUAAAUUGAAGGCAGGUAAACCUCACAAUGAGGGCAAGUACGUACAGUAUGUCGGCCUGACAAUGCUUCUCUUCGUGACACACCAACUCCGCCUCUCUUUUGGAAAUGUGAGCUCAUAUCCCUAUUAGAGUGAGUCCACAACCCAGCCUAUAUCCAAGAGAGAGCUGCUCAGUAUCCAUGUUUAUAUCAUAAACUUACAGAGUAAGAAGACUCAUCUAAGUUAAGGGACGACUGGCUUGAAAAAUUGCAAUUUCAGUCAGCUUAACCAGCUAGCUGAUACGACAAUUUCUACUGUGAUUGAAGAUCAGUUGAAAUCAGUUAUGAUGUCAUCAGUUGAUUUAUUUGUAUUAUCUUAACUUCUCUACCUUCAUGGAUCUCAGUUUCUAAGAUACAUUUUAAAGAAGGAGAGACCUCACUGUAUCAGUAAUUAAUGUCUUCUUAACAGCUGGGGUGUGAUUGAGUAUAGAACCGCCUUCAUUAGCUUGAUAAACGUGAAAACACAUGGAACUUUGAAUGGGGACGUCACACAAACAGCUUUCUAAUUACUGUGCUUUGGGAUGGAAAAGGGGGCCUGCUCGUCGAGCUCGAUGAGAGGCCUCAUUCACACUGCGCUGCCAUUGUUGCCAUGAUUAUUCUUGUCGUUGGCUGAGCUCUUCAUCUGAGCGCCAUCCGGCGAACAGCUGACGCCAAGAGGCUGAAGAGGUUGCUCUGCUGUUUGGCCCUCAGCUUUAGAUUGUCUAAGUACCCUGGUCCCUGUGUCUAUAUAGCCCAAUAAAUAGGUGUUCAGAGAGACCACUGGGCUUCAUAAUCAGUCAAGACACCGGAGGAUAGAGGAUAGGAAGAAGUGUUGCUGGAGCUCUGGUGCUGAUUGGUUUGGUUCUACAGGAUUAGCUAGUGUAGCUGAAUAUCAGCUUUAACGGUUUUUGUUAGUUCUUUUCUUGGCGCCGUCUCAGUCUCAGGGAAAAUGGUAACUUUGAUUUUGGGGUUAUUGGAUUAUGGAUUGUUUGGACAUGUUCUAUUUUCUUAUUGACGACAUGGUCAUGUUGUUCAAUAUUGUGCACUGUGGUAUAUUGGCUGGGUUUGUGUGUGUGUGUGUGUGUGUGUGUGUAGUGUGUGGUGUGAUGUGCGUUAGCAACAUUGAUGUUGAGUAAUGUAUCUGUAUCCACGUCUCUCAUGUGAUCUCCUCUCUCCUCUCUCUCUGUCUCUCUCUCUGUUCCUGCUCGUCUCCUCCUCUCUCUCUCUCUCCUCUCUCUCCCUCCCCCCGUCCUCUCUCAUCUCUCUCUCCUCACGUCUCCCUCUCCCCUCUCUCCUCCUCCGAUUCUCUCUCUCUCCUCUCUCUCUACUCUCUCUCUCUCUCUCUCUCUCCUCUCUCUCUCUCUCUCUCUCUCCUCUCUCCCUCGCUGCUCUCUCCUCUUCCUCUCCCUGGUCUCUCCUCGCUCCUCCUCUCCUCUCUCUCUCCCUCUCUUCUCUCUCUCUCUCUCUCUCCUCUGAUGUUGUGUGGCCGGGAUGGGGGAUAUGUUGAUGACCCGAUGACCCUCUCUGUGGACCCCAGAACCCAGCGUCCUGGAGAGACCUGGAUGACGCUCACUCCACGCCCUCCGUGGGCACCCCUGGGCCCUCCAGUGGGGGCCACGUCUCCCAGAGUGGGGACAACAGCAGUGAACUCGGUAAGAGACCCAUAGCUUCUCUUUAGACUCUACUCCAUAUCAAAGGUUUUCCUCAGUGCUGACCUCAUACAAAGGCAAUGGUAUUUUCUCUACUUGUCGGCUGUAGAUCAAACUUAGCCUCUCCAAAGAUCCGAAUGAUAAGCAGUUAUCGUUGCUCUAUCCUUAUCAUUCAGAUGAAGUUGAGAUAAGAGGUUGUUGCUGAAUCAACAGAUAGUUUACUGGGUUUUGAUGGUGACUUUGUAGUUUUAUCACCUAUCCAGGUCAGGUGAUAAAAUUCAAAAGUUUAAUCUGAUAUGAUAAGGGUCAUUAUUGCCAAUUACUGGUUUUGCAUGAUUGUGUCCAGUAUUGUUGUAUAAUAGCCUACUUGGUUUUCUGUCCGUGUGGCGGCUGUUCAUUUUGCCUGUGAUGAGCUCAGUGGAGGCUGUAAGGGUUUUACCACUUGUUUUUGUUUUUCUCUCCUACGGCCACAGUAAAAAUAGAAUACUUCAAAGCAACUUACCACCCUCUGCCCAUCAGGCAUCAAUAACAGAGCAUUGAGCUAAACAAUGGGAGGAUGCUUUGCAAGACAAGAGCAGUUCAGAGGAUGAAAGGACAGUCAGAAAAAAAUAUUAAGUUCUGAUUUUACCACAGUUUCUUCACUUAUCCUAACUAUCUGAAAAACAUGUUCAAUGAAUUUCACUUAGCCUAAUAUCCAUGGCAUGUUUAAUGUCAUUGUAUGCCCGAACACAGUAACACUGACUAUAUGACUUGUAUUGUCAGCAAAGAGAGGGGAAGAGCAUGGUGUGAAUGGCUUUUUCCUUGGUUCCUCUAGAGUUUUUAUUUUUUAUUUUUUAAACAACAGCGGGGGGACACCCAAAGUCCAUGCCUCCCUGCCCUUUUGACCUGGGUAGAGAAUGCAUAGAGGCUGGGGAAGCACAAUCCCCCCUGCCGUGGAGCUGGGAAGGACAGAGCCACUUUAUGUAUGGAGGAACAAAGGGAGAAAAAGCCCCAGAAUGAUCAGAGGCCCAGUCAUAGUGACUGGUAGCAGGAUCUGAUGCUGCCCUGCCUACCCCCUACUCCCCCUGCUCCUCCUGCUACUCCUCCUGCUGCUCCACCUGCUCCUCCCUGCUCCUCCUGCUCCUCCUGCUGCUCCUCCUUCUGCUCCUCCUGCUCCUCCUGCUCCUCGCCUCCUGCUGCUCCCCCUAUCCUCCUUCUGCUCCACCUGAUCCCCCUGCUCCUCCUUCUGCUCCCCCUGCUCCUCCUGCUGCUCCCCCUGCUCCUCCUGCUGCUCCUCCUUCCUCCCCUGCUCCUCCUGCUCCCCCUGCUUCCCCUGCUGCUCCCCCUGCUCCUCCUGCUACUCCUCCUAUACCUCCUGCUGCUCCCCCUGCUCCUCCUGGGGCCUCUUUGCUCUUUUUUAUCCCUUGUUUUAAUCCCUUGUUUUCAUCCCUUGUUUUCAUCCCUUGUUUUCAUCCCUUGUUUUCAAGGGGAUGAGGAAAGUAAACACUUUUAACAUAGGAAGGGAACUGGGGGCCAAAGCAGGGCCUUUCCGUCAGUAAUGCAGGCCUGGCUAGGAGAUUACUGAUGCUCUUCAAAGUACCUACUAUGAGGGAGCUCCUAUUGUCCUAAUGGACAUUAGUCGUGGUUGUUUGGGCCAAUGAUAAAAGCCUUAAAAUGGUUAACCUACAUUCUUAUCUAAUGGGGGAGCAUCAUGGUUAGUGUGGUUGCCACGUGGUAUCAACCACAGGUAGUUGAUAUGUGGUUGGUUGGUUGGUUGGUUGGUGGUGUAGUUAUGGCUUUGUGGCUAUGUUAGCCGUAUGGCUAACCACUAACCCAUUGGCUUAUACAGUGUUUGGUUGUUUUCUUGUAAGCUGCGUGAUAUGCAGAGGGGAAUGUCUUUGAUUCCACCUCCCCCAGAGUGACUCUCAGAUAAAUGGGUCACAGGGACAGUUCUAAAAGGGAUGAGCUAUCCUAGGAAUGUUUUUUGGGAGGCAGGGCUUGGAAUGUCCAUCACAAAGUCAAAAAUAAAAAACGAAAGGAACCCAAGGGGAGCUAGCUGCUGUGAAGCCGCAGUACACUAGCGUUUAAAAAGAGGGCAAUGCAGAGAGGGAAGAAACAGGAUGCAGUCAGUGCAUCUUUUUGUCUCCUCCGGAUACCACCGAAGAUGGAAUCCAGAACUGCUGGUGGUGACAUACCAAUGACACUGCAGGCUAAUGUCCCCAUUUAACCUGUCACAAGAUGUUCUCACGAAUAACAAGGGAGUGAGGCACAAGAACUAGAAGUGUUCAUCUCAAUCUAACCCUUACCAAUCACCACUCAAAAUCAAUAGGAUAUAGGCCUAUAGGGGGAACGAUUCUAGAUCUAUUCAUCAACAUCAAUAUAGGAUUCCCAGUGUCUUGGAAAGCUUCCAGACAACAGCUCCCAUUUAGCAGUGUGCAUCAUGGGUAAUAACAGGAGGGGCUGGGAAGUGUCAUUGGUGAUGGAUCAGGUCCAGGUGAGCUCAUUAGGCAAGCUGCACUGGGUUCCCAUCACUGAUGCAGGCCGGGAUACAGCGAUCAGUUCUGUUUGCUAAUAGCUCACCCUGCACUUUGUCUGAUAUGGAGAUGUCAUCAUGUGGAUUCUCUUGCCUCAUCUAGUUGUCCCAGUUUAUACCUAACCGUAGGAGCACUGGUCUCUGAUGUUGUUGAUGAGAGAGAGAAAAGGAGAGAGAGAGAGAGCGAAAGAGACAUGUACAUGUACACAAACAACAAGUGUGCGGUUAAAAUUGGCAAAAAACACACACAUUUCUUUCCACAGGUCCAUGGGGUGAGACAGGGAUGCAGUUUAAGCCCCACACUGUUCAACAUAUAUAUCAACGAAUUGGCGAGGGCACUAGAACAUUCUGCAGCACCCGGCCUCACCCUACUAGAAUCAGAAGUAAAAUGUAUAAUGUUUGCUGCUGAUCUGGUGCUUCUGUCACCAACCAAGGAGGGCCUGCAGCAGCACCUAGAUCUUCUGCACAGAUUCUGCCAGACCUGGGCCCUAACAGUAAAUCUCAGUGAAACAAAAAUAAUGGUGUUCCAAAAAAGCUCCAGUUGCCAGGACCACAAAUACAAAUUCCAUCUAGACACCGUUGCCCUAGAGCACACAAAAAACGAUACAUACCUCGGCCUAAACAUCAGCGCCACAGGUAACUUCCACAAAGCUGUGAACGAUCUGAGAGACAAGGCAAGAAGGGCCUUCUAUGCCAUCAAAAGGAACAUAAAAUGUGAAAUACCAAAUAGGAUCUGGCUAAAAAUACUUGAAGCAGUUAUAGAACCCAUUGCCCUUUAUGGUUGUGAAGUCUGGGGUCUGCUCACCAACCAAUAAUUCACAAAAUGGGACAAACAUCAAAUUGAGACUCUGCAUGCAGAAUUCUGCAAAAAUAUCCUCUGUGUACAACGAAAAACACCAAAUAAUGCAUGCAGAGCAGAAUUAGGCCGAUACUUGCUAAUUAUAAAAAUCCAGAAAAGAGCUGUUAAAUUCUAUAACCACUUAAAAGGAAGUGAUUCCCAAACCUUCCAUAACAAUCCAUCACCUACAGAGACAUGAACUUGGAGAAGAGUCCCCUAAGUAAGUUGGUCCUGGGGCUCUGUUCACAAACACAAACAGACCCCACAGAGCCCCGGGACAACAACACAAUUAGAACCCAACCAAAUCAUGAGAAAACAAAAAUAUAAUUACUUGACACCUUGGAAAGAAUUAACAAAAAAACAGAGCAAACUAGAAUGCUAUUUGGCCCUAAACAGAGAGUACACAGUGGCAGAAUACCUGACCACUGUGACUGACCCAAAUUUAAGGAAAGCUUUGACUAUGUAGAGACUCAGUAAGCAUAGCCUUGCUAUUGAGAAAGGCCGCCAAAGGCAGACCUGGCUCUCAAGAGAAGACAGGCUAUGUGCACACUUCCCACAAAAUGAGGUGGAAACUGAGCUGCACUUCCUUACCUCCUGCCAAAUGUAUGACCAUAAUAGAGAUACAUAUUUCCCUCAGAUUACACAGAUCCACAAAGAAUUUAAAAAAAGACCCAAUUUUGAUAAACUCCCUUAUCUACUGGGUGAAAUACCACAGUGUGCCAUCACAGCAGCAAGAUUUGUGACCUGUUGCCACAAGAAAAGGGCAACCAGUGAAGAACAAACACCACUGUAAAUACAACCCAUAUUUAUGUGUAUUUAUUUUCCCAUUUGUACUUUAACUAUUUGUACAUUGUUACAACACUGUAUAUAUACACAAUAUGACAUUUGAAAUGUCUUUAUUAUUUUGGAACUUCUGAGUGUAAUGUUUCCUGUUAAAAUUUAUUGUUUAUUUCGCUUUUGUUUACUAUCUACUUCACUUGCGUUGGCAAUGUUAACAUACGUUUCCCAAGCCAGUAAAGCCCUUGAAUUGAAUUAGAAUUGAAUUGAAUUGAGAGAGAGAGAGAGAGAGAGAGAGAGAGAGAGAGAGCCCGCCCCAGGCAAUACUCUAGCCUUCCCCACGGCAGCAGGCCCCCCCAUGUCACGAGUGCAGACACUAGGGCAGGCAGGGAGGGAGGCAGGGAGGGAGGGAGGGAGCGGGGCAGGCAGGCGAGGGGGCUAGGCCACGGGAGGAGCGUUCCACGGGUACGAUUUUGAGAGUAGUGCACCGUCACACUGGUUAGAUUGGCUGAGUUGCCAGGGAACAGUCAGAAGCGAUUACCGUAGCAGAGGAUCUGCCCUGCGGCCUUCCCUCUCUGGAGCAGGAAAAAAGAGAGGGUUGGGGUGAGAGGAGGAGGGGGGCCAGGAGGGGUUAACGCUCUUGAAAUAUAAUUAGGCCGUGCUGGUGACUUCUGGCUGUUCUGGCUAUUCUGGCUGUUCUGGUUGUUCUGGCUGUUCUGGUUGUUCUGGCUGUUCUGGUUGUUCUGGCUGUUCUGGUUGUUCUGGCUGUUCUGGCUGUUCUGGUUGUUCUGGUUGUUCUGGCUGUUCUGGCUGUUCUGGUUGUGCUGGCUGUUCUGGUUGUUCUGGCUGUUCUGGUUCAUUCUGGUUAAUUCUGGUUAAUUCUGGCUGUUCUGGUUCAUUCUGAUUCAUUCUGGUUCAUUCUGGUUCAUCCUGGUUGUUCUGGUUCAUUCUGGUUCAUUGUGGCUGUUCUGGCUGUUCUGGCUGUUCUGGCUGUUCUUGCUCAUUCUGGCUCAUUCUGAUUAAUUCUGGUUGUUCUGGCUGUUCUGGUUCAUUCUGGUUCAUUCUGGUUGUUCUGGUUCUUCUGGUUGUUCUGGUUGUUCUGGUUGUUCUGGUUCAUUCUGGUUGUUCUGGUUCAUUCUGGUUAAUUCUGGUUAAUUUGGUUGUUCUGGUUCAUUCUGGUUCAUUCUGGUUGUUCUGGUUCAUUCUGGUUCAUUCUGGUUGUUCUGGUUCAUUCUGGUUGUUCUGGUUUUCAUUCUUUCUCUCAUUUUCUUUCUUUUCUUUUUCUCUCUUACAUUAUUUUCAGUUAUUUGGUUCAAAAACAUAACUAAUGAUUUAAAAUCAACAAAUGUUUAAUCAUUGAUAGGUAUCAUUUUUUUAUUGAUUAUUUCACCACUCAAGGCAUUUCUGAAAAGAAUGUCUCUUCCAGCCUGUGAGACAGGACAUUAACUGUCCUCUCUGAAACGACAGAUCUCUUCAACACCAUCCUCCAAGUACUCUCUUCCUACAACAAACCUAAUUUCUAUCAGUCAUAAGACCGACAACUUAGAAAAGAAAACUGUUAUAACAGCUUGUUAUAACAUCUAUAAAUAGAGAGGGUGAGGAAUAGAGGCCAAACAACCUGCCCUGUCAUGUCCUUGACUUAGACUACACCAUCUGUCAGAACACCUCCCCACCCCCACACAACCCCACCCCACUCAGUCCAACUCAUCCUUUUUAAUGUCAAUAUUCAUUAGCUGAAAUAUUUAUGCAUGAUUAUGGGUGCAUAUAUAGAACCCCUUUGAUUGAUGCAUCCCCAAAAACAAAAAGACAUGCCAGGGCAAAUCUUAUGAAAAGUAGGGUUCCAGUCCCGCCUCCGGGGAGGAGUUUCUCAGAUGCAUUAUUCACAUGCCCUCCAGGCAGGCUUUCAAGGCAUCUCUGCCCCGAGGGCAAGAAAAAUAACCACCACUGUUAAAAGAAAAUCAUCUCGGCUGAUGCACAAUUAAUGGUGGAGAGGGAGAAGGAAAGAGACAGAGAGAGAGAAAGAGAGAGAGAGAGAGAGUGCACAGAGGGUGCUGUGAUGGAGAGCAAUGGGGAGCGAGGGCAGGGGCAGAAGCCGCGGAAAUCUCAGUUUAAAAUGGAGCCUUCUAGCCUUGAUCCGUGCGACGGUUCCCAUUGAAAUCGAAUGAGGACGCCAGGCUAAUAAUGCCAGUAGGAGAGAGAUGCUGUGUGCAUGUGUGUUGUGUGGCUGUGUGUGUGUGUGUGUGUCACAGUGUGAGUCAGACAAUCCAACACAGACAGACUGGAGGGGGGUGUGAAGAUGGAAGGGGUAGGGUGGGUCACUGAACACAUGGGGGGCUUGAGGGGGAAUGACCGCAACCCCGCAGCCCCAUAACACCCCCCUCCAUCCAUCCAAACAUCCUUAGCACACAUAGCCCUGCUUUCAACUUCACAGGUGAGGGGGUUUGUUAUGUUGUUGUGAUGUCAUACCUUAACCAUGAGGUCACAACUGUUCUUUUCGUUAUUGUGACUUUUCUUCCUUUUUUGUCUACAACUAAACCAUUUGUCUAUAAAAAUAUGAACGCAACAUGUAAAGUGUUGGUCCCAUGUUUCAUGAGCUGCAAAAAGCUUAUUUCUCUCAAAUUUUGUGCACACAUUUGUUUACAUCCCUCUUAGUGAGCAUUUCUCCUUUGCCAAGAUAAUACAUCCACCUGACAGGUAUGGCAUAUCAAGACACUGAUUAAACAGCAUGAUCAUUACACAGAUGUGCUGCGGACAAUAAAAGGCCACUCUAAAAUGUGCAGUUUUGUCACACAUGUCUCAAGUUUUGAGGGAGCGUGCAAUUGGCAUGCUGACUGCAGGAAUGUCCACCAGAGCUGUUACCAGAGAAUUUAAUGUUCAUUUCUCUACCAUAAGCCGCCUCCAACAUCGUUUUAGAGAAUUUGGCAGUGCGUCCAUCUGGCCUCACAACCACAGACCACGUAUAACCAUGCCAGCCCAGGACCUCCACAUCUGGCUUCUUCUCCUGUGGGAUCGUCUUGAGACCUGUCUGUAAUAAAGCCCUUUUGUGGGGAAAAACAUAUUCUGAUUGGCUGGGCCUGGCUCCCCAGUGGGUGGGCCUGGUUCCCAAGUGUGUGGGCUAAUGCCCUCCCAGGCCCACCCAUGGCUGUGCCCCUGCCCAGUCAUGUGAAAUCCAUAGAUUUGGGCCUAAUAAAUGUAUUUCAAUUGACUGAUUUCCUUCUAUGAACUGUAACUUAGUAAAAUCUUUGAAAUUGUUGCAUGUUGCGUUUAUAUUUUUGUUCAGUAUGAAUAAAAAUGCUGCUGCCUGCACAUUGUGUCCGGCCACGGCUCUAACAGUCAUUACUCAUGUCAAACGUGCAGCUCUGAUUGAAUUAAUAGCUCAGAAUUUUUUAUUGAGCUCUGUCACUACAGUAUAUGACCCUCUACACUAUCCAGAACUAUAGCAGAGUGUGGAUAAGGUGGUGCAAAUGUGUGAAGAUGUGGAAUCUUCUGUUGCUAUGCUGUUGCUAUGCCCUAGACCUCUGCUACCCUUUCAGUGUGUGUCUCUGGCGAAUGGAGGUGGUGUGAAUGGAGGUCAUGUGAAUGGAGGUGACGUGAAUGGAGGUGAUGUGUCUAAAUCAAAGAGUUCUCCUAACAUAUCCGUUCUCUUAUCUCAGGAGACGGCCUCGACAACAGUCUGGCGUCGCCAGGGCACAGGAGACGAGGACGACCAGGACAAGAAGAGGCAGAAGAAGAGAGGCAUCUUCCCCAAAGUGGCCACCAAUAUCAUGCGAGCGUGGCUCUUCCAGCACCUUACAGUAAGACAGCAUGCCCAACCUAGCGUCUAGCUCCAGCCCGAACCAGUCUCCAUUACUGGGGUGGUUUUGGUUCAUGUACCCCAAUCACGUCUUGCUCUGCGCAAAGUACACCCUCAUUUGCAACCUGUCAUGACUGUCAUCCAUUUAACCAUGAAGCCUAUGUUUUGUACGUAUCUUGUGAAUCUUCCACAUUCCCCAUGCGGGUAGGCCAAGUACUCCUGGGGGUAUUAGUAAUACAAGUUACUGCAUCCAACACAGGGGCUUCGGUCUGUGGCUUUGUAGUCCUUCACCGAACGGUUUUCCCUGUGAUGUUUUCUUUGUAAAAAAAACUGUAAUUGUGGCUCUAGGGAACAGUGUGCUGUAAAAAAGACAAGUAGUGUAUGUUGUCUAACUGCAGCCUCUCCGUCAUACAACACUUGUUAGGAAUGAUACCACUUUACUGAGCGUCUGAACUACGUUUUACAAAAACAGAAUAGACUACUUUCCCAGAAUGCAACUCCUCUGUUCACGCUCAGAAGGACUAUCUGACAGUCCAACGACUUCCAACCAAUCAAGUUUCACCUUUUUAUCUCCGGGCCCAAUAGACGGCGUCACUGUCUCUAACUCCUCCUCCUCCUCCUCCUCCUCCUCCUCCUCCUCCUCCUCCUCCGGUUUUCUACUUUUCUCCUCUCCCAACUCUUAGAUGUUUUCAUAUGUCCUUAUUUGUUUCCUGGGUGAACAGCUCUCACACAUCUCCUGUACAGGCAGGAAUCCUUUCCUCUAACAACCUUUAGAAUCGACGGAUAGAAAAAUAAGAGGGAAAGGAGGGCUAAUUGAAUGAUCCCCUCUCUGUUCCCUGUCUCUUUUCAGCCUUACUGGUUAAGCACAAGUGUUAGUCAUGGAAGGAUGUGCCUCGUGAACACGGUGUGAGGGGGACUUUGGCCCCUCAAUGUCCUCUGAAUGGUCCCAUUCGCAACAUGUGUGAAUUGUGAAAGGAGACGGAUUAUGUUUCGUCCCGACUUUACCGUCGAGGCUGGGGUCUGAGGAGGGGAAAGGGGGUCUUUCUCUAGAUAGUCUUAGUCCUUCAGCUUUUGUGCCCCUGUUCUGAGAAGGAACUCUAAAGAUCCUCCUCUACAAAGGUACAGAGAAAGCAGCAGUGGAAGAUUUAGAUUCAUUCUAGGAUUCCUUAUUGUCCCAUUAGAUUCAUUCUAGGAUUCCUUAUUGUCCCAUUAGAUUCAUUCUAGGAUUCCUUAUUGUCCCAUUAGAUUCAUUCUAGGAUUCCUUAUUUUCCCAUUAGCAUGGCCAGAGAGUAACUGUUGGUUUCCAUGCGAGCCAUGCUGUCUGAAGACCUCCACCUACAUGCUGAUUGAGAUAGAUCUUUGUGAAGCUCUCUUAACGCCAAUGUAUUGAAUUAGUUACAACAAACAUACACUGCAUUUAGCAAAAAUACAGCUAUAAAAAGCUGCUCUUGUUCUACCAUGAGGCACUAUUGGAGCUCAAAGGAAUAAGUAUUGUUUAACCACAGCUCAAUGACAGGUGACCUGAGUAAAGUAGCAUACCUGAUAAGGGUUAUACAUUGGAGCGAGGCCUCAAUGUGACAACACUCUUUGGAUUGGACUGGAGACAUUAGCAGAAGGUUUUAUUUAGGAAGACAGAGAGGUUCUGCUGGGUUGAGGGAGGAGCACUGAGCCAUCCGUCACUAGACUGUCAGCCACCAAGCUGGGAGGUGACCAUGACGAUCACUUGUGGCAACAAUGGCUUUUGUCACCACCAUUGCGGUUUAUGUGUGUCUGUGUGUGCGCUGUGUGUUUGUGUGUGUGUGUGUGUUCGUGCGUGCGUGCAUGCAUGCGCUUGUGAGCUUGUAUGCGUGCAUGUGUGUGUGCUCUGUGUGUGACUGUGUGUGUGUGUGUGCUCUGUGUGUGACUGUGUGUUUGUGUGUGCUCUGUGUGCGCCUGUGUGUGUGUGCUCUGUGUGUGACUGUGUGUGUGUGUGUGUCUGAAAGGCCUGUUUAAAAAUGAUGUGCUUGGGAGCUCAUCCCUCACCCGGUGACCACAGGAGGUGGCUGAGGCCCUGACAGCGCCCACCACCCUGUACCCUGUAAAUGGGCAAACUCUGUCUGCAAUCUGCCGCCCUCCUCCCUCUGACACACCGCCAGCAGCGAGGCAGGGGACAGGGAGACAGGGGGACAGGAGCCGGGCCCUAUUCAGGCCCUAACAAAGGUGGCCAUUGUGUUCCUUUGUAUCACAUCUGAUCAUUUGUCAAAUCAUGUCAAAUAAUGCCACACGCUUUGAGCCCAAAGUGGUUGGGGGCCAAUCAGUGGUCAGUCUUGGUUGUUCACUUGUGCUUAUGCUAACUAGAGAGAUAGACUUGUGUGUAUAUUAGCCAAGGGUCACUGUGGAUGUGAGUCAGUCACUGGGCGUGAUUACAUUUCCUGAGUUUGACUUUCCCUUAGGGUGUGAAUGGAAAGACCCUGGUCGUAUGUGCGGUGUGUUUCUGUCUAGACAUGAUCGUUCUAAAUGAAUGCAAGCUGGGUGUUUAUUUAUUUUUUGACUGAAGAUGUUGUUUUUUCUGUCCUCCAUCUACCACAGCACCCUUACCCUUCAGAGGAACAGAAGAAGCAGCUAGCACAGGACACAGGCCUCACCAUCCUGCAAGUGAACAACUGGUGAGUAGCUAACCCCCAAGGCCCCACGCUAACCCUAACCCUUGUGCUUCAUUCUCUCCUUUCUUUCUUCCUUUUCUUCUUUCCUUCUUACCUCCUCCCAGGACUGGCUCAUUGUCUCCUGUCUAAAUCUAUGCUACAGCCAUGUUUUUGGAGAAGCCAGCACAUUCUAAACUCAGCUCUUUGGAAUUGGAACUAAAAUGGAAGUGUUAUACAUACUCAAUCUAUCUUCACCGUCUGGUGGACACUCUGAAACAUUAACAGGGAGAUGUAUCCCCCCCCCUCCCCCCCCCUCCCCCCCCCCCCCCCCCCCCCCCCCCCCCCCCCCCCCCCCCCCCCCCCCCUCCCCCGCCCUCCCCCUCCCCUCCCCUCCCCCCGCUCUCCCCCCCUUCACAAUCCCUCAGCCUCAUUUUACAUGUAUGACAUGAUGGAUUAAAGCAUCUUUAAGGCCCGACAACUCGGCCCCUUUGUAGAUGGCUUAGCACAUUUUGGGAAGGGGGGUGGGGUCCAAUGUAAUGAUCACAGUGGAAAGAGGAACAUAUUUAGGGGAGUUUGGGAUUUGGUUUCGAGGAUACAUUUCUGGUGUCUUAUCUAAAAGGCAUCGUUUUACUUGGAGCUUACACAGGGUCAGGUUUGGAAUAAUUGAUAUGACUUUGGCUUCUCACGAUUAAUCCUCCCCCAUCCCAGAGUCCAUGGUAGGGUCUUCUUUAAGUGUAUUGGGUUCUCAACACACCUAAUUACAUAGACCUGCACCUCUAAUCCCGAGGAGUUAAGAAUUCUAUAAGUUUUAUUCAUGGCUCUACUUCAAUACACUUAUUAAAGCAGGCGAAUGCUUAGCUUACCUAUCUGUCUGUCCUGUUGGGUAAAGUGGUAUGUCUCUGACCGAAAUUGGCCAAACGUUUAGCUUUAUUACAGCCUGAGGCUGAAGGGGCUAAACCCAAAUCAAUAGAUCUGGUAAGCUAUGUGGCUGUCUCCUAAUACCCCAGAUCAUGUCAAUAAGAAUAAGACUGAUUAUAAACCUAAUCCUUGAAGACACGAGAGAUUGGAAUGCUAGUAAAACUGGCGUAGGAAAUUGUCAGAUUCUGUUUGAUUGUGUAUAGUUAUCUUUAAGGAAAACUCCACCCAAACACUAUAUAUUUUUAUUUGUUUCAUUAGUCCGUUGUUGAUAUAGUCCCAAAAUGUUUUGCAUGUCAACAAUCAAGUUUUCAAGAUAUUUAACUUUCAAAAUACAGAAAUCUGGCCCGUAUGAUGCAUUUAGCAUCAUAUGAUGGACAAUGGACUAAUGAAACAAAUACAAAAAGAUAGUUUUUGGGUGGACUUUUCCUUUAAGCAGACCAGGGAGAUAAAUGCAAAGGAGAUCUAAAACCAAGGAGAAGCUUCAUGGACUGUACAUUCCAUGUUGGUUUGAAUUUUCUCGCCAUUCUCUCUCACUUCUCUCUUCCUCUCCAGGUUCAUCAACGCCAGGAGGAGAAUAGUACAGCCUAUGAUUGACCAGUCUAACAGAGCAGGUAAACCACUAUUUCAAUUGGUUUAUAUUAAUAAGAUACAAUGGCAAUGUUUCCCAUGUCAUGUUUUUAAUUGUACUAUACUGCAUGAUUUUGUAAUGUAGAUAAGGAUGUUUUGAAUGCCACUUUUAUUGUAAUGGUUUAUCUCUUCUGUCUUUUGGCUUCGACACAUACUGACCCAUAAAAAUAUAAUUAUAAUCUAGUAUUAUAUCUCUAUACUGACCCAUAGAAAUAUAAUUAUAAUCUAGUAUUAUAUCUCUAUACUGACCCAUAGAAAUAUAAUUAUAAUCUAGUAUUAUAUCUCUAUACUGACCAAUAGAAAUUUAAUUAUAAUCUAGUAUUAUAUCUCUAUACUGACCCAUAGAAAUAUAAUUAUAAUCUAGUAUUAUAUCUCUAUACUCACCCAUAGAAAUAAAAGUAUAAUCUAGUAGUAUAUACUGACCCAUGUCUGGUUUAUGUUACAUCCACAGUGGGCCAGGGGACAGCAUACAGCCCUGACGGGCAACCAAUGGGAGGCUUUGUACUCGAUGGACAGCAACACCUGGGGAUUCGGCCUGGUGGUAACUAAGCAACCUUUAUUCUCACCCUGUUAUCUGUUCCUUUCUACCAAUGUAGCGUAGAAUCUGUUUAUGUUCUGUUUGUCUAUUCAUGGGUUAUUAUUGUAUAUUGUUAUAUAAACCUGUGUUUGCACCAUGUAAUUAGUUCCCCUCUCUGUCACUCAUUCUGCAGGACCAAUGGGUGGAAUGGGAAUGAAUAUGGGGAUGGAUGGUCAGUGGCACUACAUGUAAACCCUCUCCAACCGAGGCAAGCCUGAAGAAGAAGAUGGAGAAGUAAACACUGCCUCAAUCUCGCUCCCCUGUUAAAUUUUCACCCACAAGUCCCCCUCCUCCAUUGUUCCUCUAUCCCUCUCCAUCACUUCAUCUCUCUCUCUCUCUUUCUACAUUUUUCACCCUCUCUCACUCAUCUGCUCUCCUUCUCACCCCCUUCCUCAAUCGUUCCUUGAUCCCUCUCCAUUCCAUCUCUCUCUCUUUCUAAAUGUUUCUCUCCUCUCCAUCCUCCUCUCCUUCUCGGGGCCCAAUCUGAUUAAGUGUGGGGUUCUCAACUCCCUCGGUCCCCCUCCAGCCCUAUCAGCUCUCUGGCCCUGCUGACAGUUCACAAAUCAAGACGUAUCGCCUGCCGGAGGCACUGGAGCUCACCAGAUUUUAUUUAACACCCACACUCCACUGCUCAAUGAGCCACGCUAUAAUGACACUUACCUUGAUUAAUUGAGCUCUUUAUAUGUAAAUAGGGAGUCCUGUGUUCGCCUCAAUCUUCACCGGGCGCCAAUUCCGCCAACACAGCUCCUUUUCCCUUCCCGACAAUUCCCUGAUUUUGCUAAUCAAGUCCAAAGAGCAUGAUGGUGAUAGCAGCGAGGGUGCACCGCCUAAAUUUAUAAUACAGUCCACAUAGAGAUAUCUUAUUCACUCAAGCUGAAUAAUAAUAUAAUUUUGAGACUAUUUCAUCCAAUCAUUUCUCAUUGAAUGAUCAUUGACCGGUUACUGUAAUGGCAUAAUACAGGAGGCUGUUCUCCUCCCCUAAUUUAAUCUGUGGUGAGACCGUAUGCUGAUUGUGAUGGCUGUACACUUACCCAAGGGUUCCAUGUGGGGUUGUUUUGCAGUAAAAUGCAGUUAUCCCAUGCAUAAUGGAGUCAGAGCCAUAACAUUUGUCUAUUAAAAGAUCCCUUAAGAAUUACACCACUGAACCAGCAAUGUCCAAAUGUAUGUACAUGCUGUAAGGCCUAUAUCUGGCUCUGUCAUGUGUAGCAUUGUCUUUACCUUAUAAGAUUUAGGUUCUGUAUUUGCAGUGUGUUAGGGUAUGUUUGUAAAAGAGACUGACCCAGGCUUCUUCUUUGUGUUACAGGCCUCCAUGGUUUGCUCAGGGAAAAUCCUGCCACUUGGUCCAAUGAGCGCGUGACUCCGCCCCAGUCACACCUGUACCCGUCAUCGGACUACGCCCACCUCACCUCCCCACUGGAGCAUAGAGGACCACACCCACAUCUGCACAAACCCUGCCCACAUUGA